AUGAGGCUCCAGCUGGAGAAGCAGCUCCUCUUCCUCUCCCUCCUCUGCAUCCUCUCCAAGGUGUGUGCCCAGCUGUGCCGGAGGCCAUGCUACUGCCCCUGGGUGCCACCCCGCUGCCCCCGAGGGUCCCCCCUGGUCCUGGAUGGCUGCGGCUGCUGUAAGAUCUGCGCCCGGCGCCUGGGAGAGCCCUGCGACUUCCUCCACGUCUGCGACCAGAGCCAGGGCCUCGUCUGCGACUACAGCACGGUGCCCGCGGGGACAGGAGCCACCUGCAACUUUGAAGAUGGUGAGGAGGGCUGCGAGGUGAACGGCCGGGUCUAUCGAGACGGGGAGGUUUUCCAGCCCAGCUGCAAACUCCAGUGCCGCUGCCUGGAUGGGGGCUUCACCUGCGUCCCGCUCUGCCAGGAGGACGUCCGGCUGCCCACCCCGGACUGCCCCUACCCACGGCGCGUGGAGGUCCCGGGGAAGUGCUGCCCAGAGUGGAUCUGCGAAGCCCGGGACCAGCACCUUCUCCGGGAUGCUGGGGCAGCUCCUGGGGCAGCAUUGCAGCCGUACCCCUGCCAGGAGUGGGGCACGGAGUGGAGCGCCUGCUCGGCCACCUGCGGCGUGGGCUUUUCUACCCGCGUCUCCAACCAGAAUCGCUACUGCAGGCUGGAGACUCAGAGGCGGCUCUGCAUGGCCAGACCCUGCCCGGCUCUGCCAGCAGCAUCCCCGGCG
This is a messenger RNA of Fulmarus glacialis (Northern fulmar), 717 nucleotides long. It is a transcript of the gene CCN5, whose product is annotated as WNT1 inducible signaling pathway protein 2. The record is from RefSeq and is a predicted model, not a curated record. The transcript is spliced from 4 exons. The annotation marks the transcript as partial. Lineage: Eukaryota; Metazoa; Chordata; Aves; Procellariiformes; Procellariidae. Gene Ontology annotation, biological process: cell adhesion; signal transduction. Gene Ontology annotation, molecular function: heparin binding; integrin binding. Gene Ontology annotation, cellular component: extracellular region; extracellular matrix.